Messenger RNA from Carcharodon carcharias (great white shark), 3524 nucleotides. It is a transcript of the gene caprin2, whose product is annotated as caprin family member 2. Gene Ontology annotation, cellular component: cytoplasm. Gene Ontology annotation, biological process: positive regulation of canonical Wnt signaling pathway. The record is from RefSeq and is a predicted model, not a curated record. Gene Ontology annotation, molecular function: signaling receptor binding. Bases 470 to 3202 code for a protein of 910 amino acids. NCBI's taxonomy places the organism in Eukaryota, Metazoa, Chordata, Chondrichthyes, Lamniformes, Lamnidae. The transcript has 17 exons.
UUGGAUUUGUGUUUUGAGCUAAUGAGAAUAGGUUACUUGUCAUGACGAUGCAAGGCAGUUAUGAACAGAAUCCAAGGAGUAAGGGGACAGAAGAUUUUGCUCCUUCUUCAGUUAUCCAAAGAUUUGAGCUCAUAUGUACUCAGUUGGUUAUGAUUCCUGUACUAGUUUGUCUAAAUGGGUGAGCAUGUGAAUGCUGUAAUAAAACAUAUACCUUCCAGGGAAGCCAGGGAUCUUGCUGCAUCUCCUUUUAAUUGCUAAAUGCUCGACUCCAUUUUUUGCAAGAGGAAAUUCAACUAUUUGAGGAUUAGAAUUUUGCUUUGAAAAACAUGGGAACAUCACAUUAAUAUUUGCAUAACUGUUCAGGAAGCUGCCACUCUAGGCAGCCACCAGCCAAAUUUGAAAAUCCUUGAGUGACAAAUGAGUCAGAAUUUGAGACCUUGGUUUUAUAAAUACCUGAAUCAAGACUGUAAUGCACACAUGCUGUCUUUCACAGGAUGCUGUAGACAAAUAUGAAGAAGUAAUUCAUAAUCUGGAAUUUGCCAAGGAGCUGCAGAAAACCUUUGUUGCACUCAACCAAGAGCUGCUAAAAGCACAGAAGAAAACACUACGACGUGAACAGCUCAUGAGGACAGAAAUGGAGAAGCGACGUCUUCGUACAGUAUUACAUAUUAAAUAUGUACUGGAGAACUUCAAACAGGAGCAUGUUCAGAAUGACUUCAGAGAUGGCAUUAAUGGUGCAUUUAUUAUUUCUCGGAAGGAAAUCAGCCUCCUCAAGGACUUCUGCAAACUUGUUUGCCCUGAAAGAGAUGAAAGAAUGUCCCUUGAAGAUCAAAUAGAAUUGGUGUCAAAUCAAAUGUGGGACCUGUUAGAAGGAGCUGAUAAAAUGGUGGUUGGCAGCACCUAUAAACACUUGAAGGAGGCAAUUAGUAAAUUAUUGAACUGUGCAUACUUUGAUAGUAUUCCAGUCCCUCACAACGGGUUGCUGGAUGAUGAUGCUGAAGAUAAAAUCAAAGAGGUACAAGUUACUUCCAAGGCCUUAUCUGGAAAAGAUUCUGAAUCUGACCGGCAUUUUUUGUGCUCAAAUGAAAUGCAGCCAAGAGAGUUUUUGAAUAGGCAGUACCUGAACAAAAAUGAUUGUGCUGUGAAACAGCCAGAGAAACCAAGGAACUGGGAAGCUGAGUAUGUUGGCAGGAAGCAAGAGGAUGUUCCCAAAAAAUGGGACACUGAUUACAUCAGUAGAAAGCAUGAGGAAACAUCCCCUAAGAAGUGGGAUGACGAAUACAUUGAUAAAAAACAGGACAAGGAAUCCCUCAAAAAAUGGGGUACGGAGUAUGUCAAUAGGAAGUUGGAGGAGCAGCAGCCCAAAAAGUGGGAUGUACAAUAUGCUGACGUGCAGGAGACAAAAAGGUGGGAAUCGGGAUCUGUCCCAAAAGAAUCUGCUGAACCAAAGAGAAUUCUGCCUGAACCCAAAGAGGUAUCAAAGGUGGUGCAACAGGUUACUGCAGAGUUCUGCUCAACCUCAUCGCUGCCAAAGGAUCCAGAACUCAGGAGGCAGAAGCUUCAAGACCUGAUGUCUCAGAUACAAGGGACAUGUCAUUUCAUUCAGGAUUCUAUGUUGGAUUCUGACACCCCUUCACAAAGUGCUAUUGGAUCACAAAAGGCUACAAUAUCACUCAAUGCUGCAGUUCCAAAACAACAACAGAAGCAACAAACCAAGACUGAAAUCAUUCCAUCCCCAUCCAAGCCGGCUUCAGAAUUGAGCGUCCUUUCUAAUAUUGGGGGUAGUUCAGGUUCGGAUGACCAGUCUUCGCUAUCUGGUUCCACAACUGACCUUUCAGGGCAAACAGCACAGAAUUCGGCUGCAUGCAAUUCAGAAAGUGAAGCAUACAUUCCGCCACCACAGAUAUACCAAACGAGCACACCCAUUAGUGAAUCUUUAACACAAAAGUCCCUGGAGACACAUCAGGUGACUGCUCUGCCUAACAGCCAGACUGCCUCAAGCACAGCAAUAACUCCAGCAUCCCAAGGCCGGGUACUCCAGACUCCAGUAAGCAAUUCUCCAGUUAGCAUGAAGACCACACCCUUUCAGGCUAUGCAGACUGUGUUCAAUGUGAAUGCCCCUCUGCCUCCAAGAAGUGAACAGGAAGUGAAAUCUGAUGCUCCAUAUUCCCCUGCCUUUAAUCAAAGUUUGAUAACGGCUAGUACUCAAACUCCACCUCAGCCUGUGUCUCUGCAAAAUGCACUGACACAAGAUGCUUUAACAGAAGAAACCACACCUGUUGCCAAUGGGACCCCAGUUUUUCUACCCCACAGUCAGCAAAACAGUACUUUGUCAAGACCAAACCAAGCCUAUUUUGGGAGCAGAGGUGCUGUUCGGGGAGCUGCACGAGGUGGUAGAGGAAUUGCUAAUGCAUACCGUGGUUCUAGCAAUGGAUAUAAAGGUGUACAAAUAGGAUUUGAUGGCUACAGAGGAAUUCCCAUACCUGGCAAUGGAACAUAUGGACCUUUUCCAAAUAGAGAGUACCCUGGGAUGCCAUAUACUCCAAGGGAGUCUGGUUACCAGCAGAACUACAAGCGUGGUGCAGGACUUGGGCCUCGUGGGACCAUGAGAGGAGGUCCUAAUUACUCAACUGCAGGGUGGAGCGAUUCAUCUCAGAUGAGCAGUCCAGAACAAGACAGUGAACACUUCAACAGUGGGGAUUCUGGACAAGGAGACUCGCGAAGCAUUACUCCAGUGGAUAUGCCGGUGACCAGCCAAGCUGCCACCAUUUUGCCAGUACAUGUCUACCCUCUCCCUCAGCAGAUGAGAGUGGCCUUCUCCACUGCAAGGACCUCUAACUUUACCCCUGGAUCCCUGGACCAGCCCAUUAUCUUUGAUCUUCUGCUCAAUAACCUUGGAGAAACAUUUGACUUUCAGUUGGGGCGUUUUACCUGCCCUGUGAAUGGCACCUAUGUCUUCAUCUUUCACAUGCUGAAGCUGGCUGUGAAUGUGCCACUCUAUGUAAACCUGAUGAAGAAUGAUGAAGUCCUAUGCUCAGCUUAUGCCAAUGAUGGUGCCCCAGAUCAUGAGACUGCCAGCAACCAUGCUGUUCUUCAGCUAUUCCAGGGAGAUCAGAUCUGGCUGCGAUUGCACAGAGGUGCCAUCUACGGUAGCAGCUGGAAGUAUUCUACCUUUUCUGGCUACCUCUUGUAUCAGGACUGAAAAAAAAAAUGUGCUUUAAUAGCUUAAAUGCUUUGCACUCUGAUCACUGUAUCUUUAAGGGUCACUGAAGUGAGUUGCCAGAGAUGACUUGUUAAACUGUUGCAGUGGUUUUUCUGGAAUUUGGGUUUGCACUGACUGGGCACUUUAACCUGUGAUGCCUUGCUGGUAGAGCUGUGAAUAUAUUCUGUUACAGAAUGUUACGACUUGCACUUGUCAGUCAAAGACAACUUGUGUGACUGUUCUAAUGGAUAGAUUCCCUUAGCAAGAUAUCCUGCUAUUUACAAUGCCUCAUGGUGCCUCAAUAAAGAUAUUCUGCACUGUU